Messenger RNA from Schistosoma turkestanicum, 2615 nucleotides. NCBI's taxonomy places the organism in Eukaryota, Metazoa, Platyhelminthes, Trematoda, Strigeidida, Schistosomatidae. The record is from the annotation of a GenBank genome assembly.
GCUAAUCGAUACUUCGUCGAACAGCAAAUUUAUGGGCUUUCGAGCUCAUACAAAUGCGUACCGAAUAACAGGUUUAUUUCAUUCGCGUGAUGACAUUUUCCAUGCUUUACUCGAAAAAUUCCCUCAAUUAACUAAACCACUCGAGGAGACUGCAUCGGUGACCCGACAUGUGGUUCAUCACAUUGUCACCCGUGGACCACCAGUCACGGCAAAGCCUCGCCGACUAGCACCGGACAAAUUAGCUUUCGCUAAACGUGAGUUUGACAAUUUACUAUCUACUGGUAUUAUUCAUCUUUCUCACAGUCCAUGAGCCUCACCACUCCACAUGGUUCGAAAGAAGGAUGGGAUAAGUUGGCGACCAUGUGGCGAAUACCGAGCACUAAAUGUAGUCACGCGUUUCGAUAGUCACCCCAUCUCCCACAUACACGACGUUACGGCAUCACUCAAGGGCACGACUAUCUAUUCCAAGAUCGAUCUGGUACGGGCAUACCAUCAGAUCCCAGUCGCCCCUGAGGAUAUUGAGAAAACUACUGUCACGACUCCUUUCGGUCUGUUUGAGUUCCUACGAAUGCCAUUUGGAUUACGGAACGCUGCUCAAACUUUCCAGAGGUUUAUCGAUAGCAUAGUACGAGACUUUGAUUUUGUUCACGUCUAUAUUGAUGACUUGGUAAUCGCAUCAACAAACGUAGAUGAACAUUAUCAACAUCUUAAACUCUUAUUCCGACGUCUCUCAGAUAAUGGAAUACUAAUCAACCCAGAUAAGUGCGAACUCGGCAAAGCAGAAAUAAAAUUUCUGGGUCACGUUAUUAGGCAUGAGGGUAUUCUACCAUGUGAAGAUAAAGUACGUACAAUCAUGGAGUACACUGUACCGUCUUCACUCAAAGAACUGAAGGCUUUACUCGGUUUGGUCAACUUCUAUCGACGUUUCAUUCCUCACGCCGCGGAACGGUUACGACCACUAACCGAUCUACUUCGCGGGAAUCCACGUAAACUAGAAUUGAACGAUGACGCGCGUACUGCAUUUUCCGAAAUUAAAAGAGCUUUGGCUCAAGCCACGCUCCUCGCCCACACCGACUCAUCAGCCACGCUCAGUAUAGUGGUUGAUGCAUCCGAUUUUGCUAUAGGAGCCGUCAUGCAACAAAACAUCUCUGGAAGUUCGAAACCUUUCGAAUUUUUCUCACGACGCCUUACUACCACGGAGAUGAGAAAUAGCGCUUUUAGUCGCGAACUGCUAGCAGCCUACUGUGCCAUCGAACAUUUUCGGCACGCAGUAGAAGGUCGUAACUUUAUCCUUUUUACCGACCAUAAGCCUCUAACGUAUGCUCUUCAUACAAAAUCUGACCGCUACUCACCACGAGAGUGCAGACAUUUGGACUGUAUCUCUCAGUUCACGACGGACUUUCGUCAUAUUGAAGGCGAGUCGAACUACGUUGCCGAUGCUUUGUCACGUAAUCAAAUGAAUGCAGUUACUUUACCAGUGCUCGAUCUUUCUACUUUGGCCGCCGCCCAAGCGAACGAUCCUUCUUGUUCAGAAGCACAACAAACCACAUACCUUCAGUGUCAGGAAGAGCCCCUAGCUACUACCUCAAGCACUAUCCUGUGUGAUACCUCUAACGGUCUACCUCGACUCAUCGUACCCUCUGCUUAUCGUCUUCUCGUCUUCGAUGCCCUUCAUGGUCUGUCUCAUCCAGGUAUCGCAGCUACAUUACGUCUCAUCGCUGCACGAUACGUCUGGCCUUCCAUGAACAAAGAUGUCUGUAUGUGGGUGAAGCAAUGCUUACAAUGUCAACGAUAAAAUUGCACAGGCACGUAGCCGCCCCCAUCUGCACAUUUGCUACGCCUGAUGCUCGCUUCGAUCACGUUCAUAUUGACAUUGUAGGACCAUUACCACCAUCGCAUGAGUAUGAUCACAUACUCACGUGCAUUGAUCGUUUUACAAGAUGGCCCGAAGCUAUUCCCAUCACCUCUAUUACGGCGGAAAUAGUCGCUCACCGCUUUGUAGAACGAUGGAUAGCUCUGUACGGUUGUCCCUCGACUGUCACAACUGACCGAGGACAACAAUUCGAGUCCGAACUAUUCUCCUCGCUAACUCGGCUGCUUGGUACGAAGCGCAUAUGCACUACCACCUACCACCCAGCUUCAAAUGGUUUAGUCGAAAGGUUUCAUCGCCAACUCAAAAACGCUCUUCGAGCACACGAAAACAACAAUUGGUACGAAACCUUACCGCUCGUCCUUCUAGGCAUCUGAACGAGCUUAAAGGCAGAUAUUCAAUGUUCCGCCGCUGAAUCGGUAUACGACACGACAUUGCGUCUGCCUGAAGAAUUUUUCACACCAAGGAGCAGUGAUAACUUCAAUAAAUCAGACUACGUCCAACGACUGUCUGCAUUUAUGCGAGCACAGCCUCCGGUAUCAACUCCAGUUCAACAUCGACAGGUUGCUCUCCCCCGAGAGUUAUCUACCUGCUCACAUGUUUUAUUCGAGUCGAGUCGAGACGCAAACCUUUGCAACAAUCUUACGAAGGACCUUUUCACGUGAUUUCUCGUCACGAAAAGACCUUCAAGGUUGCUCGACAUGGCUGCGUCGAGAUAGUCAGCAGUGAUCGUCUCAAGCCAGCA